GCCAAAACUAAAAAAAAAACAUGCAAAACAUUAAUUUUCAUGACACUUUCUUCAUUUUAAGUUUCUAAACAAAAAUGGUGCACCAAAAAAUCGUAUCAAACAAGUCAACGAAAAUGGUGUUUCGAGGCUAUAAUCAUAAUUCUACUAGUAACACCAUAAUACCAAUUUUUCCUAUAUUUGUAUAUCGGACCAACAUGACUGAGAAAUGAGAAUACACUGUGCUUUUUUGCUAUCCCGUCCCAUCUCCUCUGUUCACGUCGUUGUAAUUUGAGGAGGUAGGGCGCUGCUGAGGCAUUGAAGUUGUCCCUGCUUUUCAAGACAUUAUCUAUGACGACAUGACUCCUUUUCCCUUUCCUUGAUCCCUUUCCCCAAAGAGCCGAUGAGUCAAGUCACUCCUCUGUUUUUACCGUGCAGUAGAAAACCAGAGGUAAAAAAAUUAUCAUAGAACCGAAGAGGCAGAGGAGCUCUCCCCUGAAGUCGAAAGAAAAAAAGAAGAAAGAUUGAAGCUUUGAUUACUACUACCAUGACUUCUUCUGGCCAUUACAGGCGGAGAGUAGGAGAUAAUGAUGACGAGCAAACCGGCGCCCGUUUCUUCAAGAUCAUCCUUCAAUCCACCAUUCGUGACAAGAAGCUGUUUGUUCCGAGAAAGUUCAUCAGGGAUUCUGCCGACUGCCUGCUGUACUCAAAGUCUGCAACUUUGAAGGUACCCAGUGGAGACGAGUGGGAAGUGGAGCUGGGAAGGGAAGGGGAAGAAGAUGUUUGGUUCGGCAACAACGGGUGGCAGAGAUUUGCAGAAUUCUACUCUUUGCAGUACGGCCACUUGCUGGUUUUCGAGUACUCGGGUCGCUCCGAGUUCUCUGUGGUCAUAUUCGGUAGAUCCGCUACCGAGAUUGAUUACCCAGUUAGGGAAGUCAUCGGGAUCGAGGAUUCAGCUCCGGUACUGGAGGUUUUGGAUAGUGAUGACGAGGAUGAUGCUGGGGCAACAAACCAGUGGAAGGAGAACGAGAAAGGCAAGUCUUCAAUGGUGCCGAAUGGUGCUGGGCAAGGUGAUGACAACCGCCUGGUGAAGCGGCAGAAGAGCUACUGGAAAUCCAAUGGAGAGGUUGAGGCUAACGGAGGUGGUUUGAACAAGACAGUGAUGCCACAGGAAGAGAAACAAGGCUCUUCUGACAAGCCUUCUUCUUCAAGGAAACGCAGAGCUCUGCCGGUGGAUGGGUUCACAACGAAACAACCCUCCUACCAGACCACAAUGCAUCCGAGUUACAUCGCCACAGGGCCGCAGUACAUUCCUGCAGAGUUUGCAGACGAGCACAUUAAGAAAACUGAGCAGCAAGUGAAACUUGUGGUGGGAGGCAAUGAAUGGACGGUAAGGCUGAACAAGCUACAGAACAAGUACAUGAAGCUUGGCAUUGGGUGGAAGGAUUUCGCAGUAUGUAACUCGCUGAAGCGAGGGGAUGUCUGCACCUUCGAGCUGGUUCAUGGUUGGACUGAUGUUGAGUUGAAGGUCACUAUCGCUAGAGAUCCAAUUUGAUUCGUUCUGUCGUGAAAUUCUACUCAGCUUUUGGGGGUAGUUUCUCUGUAUAUCGGAUCGUUCCAUUUCAAUGUUGCUAGGCCACUAGCAUUGUAGUUUCUUCUUCUGUAGCUGUUGAAUCUAGUGUUUCUUAAACUAGGUAGCUGAGCAAUGUAAUGUUUUCCACCCUGUUUAAACCUGGUAUUCGGAGAUUUGGGAUUGUUGGCUUCUUUCUUCCCCGCUUAUGACACUCAGCAGCAUCUUCUGCGCAUUAGGAUAAUGUAAUGGAUUUUGAAGUAGCAAAUAUCAAUU
Linum tenue is the source of this 1822-nucleotide messenger RNA. The record is from the annotation of a GenBank genome assembly. NCBI's taxonomy places the organism in Eukaryota, Viridiplantae, Streptophyta, Magnoliopsida, Malpighiales, Linaceae.